GCUUGUUUUCGCUGUGUCCAUAGAAAGUUUGUGUUUUUUUUCCUUCCUGAAAGUUUAAGCAGGGCUGUUGUUGCGCGCAUCCAACAUGACAGAGAAAGUAACGGACAUCACGGCUGGCAGUGAUUUCCUGCUGUGCUGGUUACUGCAAUGAAUGGUAACACUGUCCAGCAGACCACAAGCACUGCACCGUCCGUAACACCUCCUUGUGGAUGGAGGGAGUUCUGCGAGUUGCAUGCCAGCACCACGGCCCGAGAACUUGCCCAGCACUACCGGCGCUUCGUCAGAGAGCGGCCGGUGCAGGAUGUGGUCCCGCCGGAAAGUUUCUCGAAGCAGUUCAGCGCCCUCUUCCAGCACCACUUCAGCUGUGAGGUGGCUAAAGAUGCAGGACACGCCCUGCGGCCUCCGCCGCCACCACCCUUACUGCCCAUGACUGGCCGUUUACGCAUCACUUCCUUCUCAGGAGUGCUGGACUACCGGGAGACCGUGCGGCCAGGAGUGACUCCGCUAGUUGCUGUGUUGGCACCCAAACCAGAUGCGGCUGUCGUCCCUAGGGAACAGGAGCAGUUGCUGCGCUGCUCUCCUCCAGACACUACACGCAGAACACGGCAUCAUAGCCAGGAAGACGAACACCCAGAGCGGAGGACCGGGUCUGAACGUUACUCACCCCCUUUGUUUUCCUUCACUUCCCGUAGUGACAUAGCCCACAUUUCCAUCAGGGGCUUUCGAGAAAGCGUAAGCCGACUCUUUAAGAAAUCCCCGCAACUUGACGAAUCCUCAAGUGGUUGCCCAAGGGACGAUUCAAUCACGGGUGGCGGACCCUCGGCGACUGUUGAAUGCACCUCUCAAACCCCACCUCAGACUGUGCAGGUACCCGCUCAUCGCAGCUCGCAGAAGAGUGUGCGCUGGGAACGGUGGAAUCCGUUGAGAACUGUGAGACGGAGGCAAGAGACAGGAAGUGUUUGUAAAGAGGGGCAGCUGCGGUACCUGGAGGUGGAUGACACUAUCUCGGACACGCCCCCGCAUUGGCUGCGCUGCCGCCUGCAGGUCAGGAGGAUCAACGAGCACACCGCUACUGAGAGGUACCAGCUGGAGCUCUAUGACCCACCCAAGGACUACAAAACGCCAAAGCUCACCGUACCCUGUUCGGACAUCCAAGAGAUUCGACGCUGUAAUCGUCUAGAGAUGCCAGACAACAUGAACACAUUUGUCUUAAAGGUUACUGGUCAUCCGGGUAGUUUUAUAUUCGAGGCCGAUAAUGAGCAGCAGGUGAGCUCUUGGACCACAGAGCUCAGAGAAUGCAUCACCAGCAGGUCAGAUAGUGUGGAUGGAGAACCGUUUCCUGUUAGCGACUCGCUCAAUGCAGCUUGCAGAGGGAGCACAGAGCCCGGCGGCCAGAGCUCUCUGGGUUUUGGACUCGCAGAGCACGCCUACAAUAAAACGGAUCACUUCCUGUCCUCUUACCCAUGGUUCCAUGGGCCCAUAUCACGUGUGCGGGCUGCCUACCUUGUACAGCAUGCCGGGGUCAGCGGUCAUGGGAACUUCCUAGUGAGGCAAAGCGAGACGCGGAGAGGAGACUACGUCCUCACGUUUAACUACCAGGGCAGAGCGAAGCAUUUGCGUCUAUCUUUAACUGAAUGGGGUCAGUGUCGUGUGCAACACCUGCGUUUCCCAUCAGUCAUGGACAUGCUGAGUCACUUCCGCAACUGUCCGAUCCCACUGGAGUGUGGCGCCGCUUGUGAAGUCAUGUUGGCCAAUUACGUGCGGGUAAACCCCACUCACACAGGUCAGAGUUCGGCUCUUGGCUCUCCGGUAUUGGUGCCCUUCUCUCGCUGGAGCUCAGAGCCGAGUCUGGCUCACUGUAGUCCAGAUUCAUUCCCUCACUCCAGCCCCUCCACGUCCCAGACAUCAGCGUUAUCCUCGCUCCAGCACCACACACCCCCGUCGCUACAAGAUCGUCCCGUUCCCGUUCCCCUUCGCCGGAGCGAAUCGGUGGGCCGCAGAAACCUGCUCCGGCACCCUAAUCCGCUCCCGCCCCUACUGACCAACCGGGACUCUGACUACGAACUGGAGCCGCCUGACAGGGGGCGCAAGAGAGCCAUCGACAACCAGUACAUGUUCUUCUGAUAGAGACAGAGGAUGAAAAAGAACAAAAGAAGCCACAGAGGAAAAGUGCUCCAGAAUUCCCUCCCGGAUGGAGAACGUCCGGCAGCCGAACGGAGAAAGGAGUUCGAGUCGUGCGGAUUUGCGUACGAGACUCGCGGUGGAGGCGCGUGCACGUGACGCACGUGACCGAACGAUACUGCCAGACACCUGACAGCUGUCUACCUUGUGAAUGUAUUAUACAGAUGUUUCACUAUCGAAGGGGUGUGUUUUGUAGAAUAACUAAAGUAGGAAGGAGAAGCAGACAGCUGCUCGGAGGAUUUGUUGGAAGUAGCGGAUGGGAACAUUUCACGAUAGCUGGUCAGUAAGUUGAACACAAGCCAAGGGUCUGUUCAAACACGGCCGUGUCUACACUGGAAGCGGCCGACAUCGCGAUAACUUAAGGCCGUCUACACUGGAUACAUUCACAGUCAGCUGAAAGAUGGUGGCUAGACUUUAGUAAUCAACGAUUACUAAAAUGACAAUCAGGUUUUCGACAAAAAUCUAUUGCAAAAUUGAUUUUGCAUGUGUAUAAUUUGAAAAUUAAUUUUACAUUAUUUUUAAUUUAUUAAAAAUAAUGUUCGUAUUCCUGCAACUGCAUAUGCAUUUGCUUAGAAAGUUAUUCAAAUUAGCACAUCAGACCAAAAGGCUAGCGAUUAUUAAAAUGUUGUUAAAAUCAUUCCAAAAAAUCUGUAUUUUCUACAGAAAUCCAUUGUAAAAUUGAUUUUGCAUGUGAUUAACUUUAUCAGUAAUUUUACAUAUGUUCAUAUUCCUACAAGUGCACAUGCAUAUUGUUAAAACAUUUUUUUUAAAUUAGUACGCCAGAGCAGAAAACUAAAUUUAAGCGAUUAGAAAAAU
Labeo rohita (rohu) is the source of this 2997-nucleotide messenger RNA. RefSeq names its product SH2B adaptor protein 3 (gene sh2b3). Gene Ontology annotation, biological process: intracellular signal transduction. Lineage: Eukaryota; Metazoa; Chordata; Actinopteri; Cypriniformes; Cyprinidae. The record is from RefSeq and is a predicted model, not a curated record. The transcript has 8 exons. Bases 148 to 2124 code for a protein of 658 amino acids. Gene Ontology annotation, molecular function: transmembrane receptor protein tyrosine kinase adaptor activity. Gene Ontology annotation, cellular component: plasma membrane.